AGACAUCUCUCUCUCUCUCUCUCUCUCUCCAAUUCUUGGCUCCUUAGAAUUCAUCACUGGAUAUGAUAUGAUGUAAUUUACAUUUUUCUGAACAAAAGCAAAUCCAACCGUUGAAUUGCCACGGCCUCAUCCUCUUUGUUUUCUUCUUCCCAGCGAAUAAAUUCUCAGAUAUAAACACAUUUCUUUACACAGCGCCUUCUUUGUGGGCUGCAUAUAUUUAUCUUUUUCUCCGUUUUUCCCUGUGUAUUUCAUGGCUUCUAGACAAAUCUUUAAUGCAAACGAAAAUGGGAAUGAAAUUAACAGGCUAGAUAUUCAGACGGCCAUUGCUAAAGCAGUGGAGCUCAGAUCACUUCAUGCUGCUCUUUUACAGGGAAAAAAUAGCCCUAAAAAUUUAAGGUUCCCUUCUGCUUCUCCUGUUUCUCAUUCUCACGAUGCUUCCCAGUUUUCUGCUCAAGAUUAUCCAGUUUUUACUCCGAGUUAUGACGAUGAACCAUUACCGGGGUAUCAACAAGAUAUGUUCGAGAAUCGAAAUUAUGCUGAAAUUUGGAGAGAUUACGCAUUCAGAGGGGGAAAUGUCGAUGAAGCCAUAUUAUCUGAUUGUAGAACAACAAAUGCAUCUUCAAGAAAAGGAUUUCCCUCUGAAUUUGUACACUUGGAACAAAAUAUAUGUGCAGCCGAAGAUCAAUAUUCUGUCACGGGUUCUUGCAUUCAUAACGUUGGCGCGCUUAGAUUAUCCCCAAGACCCAAUUACUGCAAGUCGAGGCGAAACAGUUUGGGAGACCUUAGAUCAGUAUCAUCUUGCAACAGAUGUAUGCCUGCCACAAUUAGUACUGAGACAGAUGGUUCGACUAAAAACGGGAAGAAGUCUAAUAUCGUCGUACCAUUGACAGAUUCACACGCCUCCGUUCAUUCCCAGCCGAAAAACAAAGGGCUUAAUUUGUCAUGGUUGUUUUCUAGGAUGAAGAAGAAGAACAAGAAUGGACAUUCACCAAAUCGAAUGCAAUCCGAGAAUGCUUCCCAAAAUUUCCAGGACUUGGGGAUGGUAUCGGCUGAGACAUUGAAGAAAGAGUUAAUGGAAGCUAAUGAGAGUCGAGAUGCAGCCUUAAUAGAAGCCGCAGCAAUGAAGUCAUCACUGGAACAGCUAAGCCAGAAACUAGAGUAUUUGGAAACUUAUUGUGAAGAACUGAAGGAGGCAUUAAGACGGGCAGUCGAAACUAGAAACUCUCAACCUGCUGAAAAACUUUCGAAUCUUCCACAAAAAGGGAAAUCAUUUGAUGGUAAUGCAGAAAAUUCGAUGCCUGUAAGUGAGGAAGGUAUGGUCGAGGGCUUUUUACAGAUAAUUCAUUUCUCUGAAAUGAUCUUGCUACAGGUGAUUUGGUGGCUGAAUUUACCUCACAAGAACAUUGAUGCCGUCUUUGCUGGGAAACAUCAUGUUAUUCAAUUGUCCAAAGCUAUGUUAAUGGCAGGGGAUAAUGAUCCUUUUACAGAAUACCACUGGAGCAAUCUUCCAACUUGGGCAAAUUCUGGUGCUCUUCUUCUCAAGACAGUCGAAGAACUCGACAAACUUGUAUUGAUGUAUUUUAGUCGUAAUCAUGCGUUUCAGAUUAUAUGA
Messenger RNA from Olea europaea var. sylvestris, 1612 nucleotides. Its product is annotated as IRK-interacting protein-like. Lineage: Eukaryota; Viridiplantae; Streptophyta; Magnoliopsida; Lamiales; Oleaceae. The coding region runs from base 251 to 1612 and encodes 453 amino acids. The transcript is spliced from 4 exons. The record is from RefSeq and is a predicted model, not a curated record.